Messenger RNA from Chelmon rostratus (copperband butterflyfish), 756 nucleotides. RefSeq names its product transmembrane and immunoglobulin domain containing 1 (gene tmigd1). Lineage: Eukaryota; Metazoa; Chordata; Actinopteri; Chaetodontiformes; Chaetodontidae. The transcript has 5 exons. The record is from RefSeq and is a predicted model, not a curated record. The coding region runs from base 1 to 756 and encodes 251 amino acids.
AUGAAGUUGAUGCUCAGUCCUCUUUUCCAUUUGCUUCUGUACUGUGCAACUCAGGCAUUAGGAGUCAACAUCCUGUUAGGCGCAGACAUCAGCAUCGAUGGUGUUAUAGAGACAGAGCUGGAAAAGACCGUGUCUCUGGUUUGUAAGUCUCACAGCAGCUACGACCCUCAGGCUGAUGAAGAGUUGGUCUGGUUGAGGAAUGGUGCCGUCGUCAGUCUGAAGGAGGAAAAUAAGUUGGGUCACAGCAGCGUGUGUGUCACACCCGUCAUCGAUGAAGACAAUGGUGCCACUUUCACCUGCCACCUGAGGAAAAACGCCACCAUUAGCGCCUCAGUCACCCUGAAUGUCACAUAUCCUCCACAGCUCUCUGGGUCAGAGGAGGUUUCAGUAGAAGAAGAGGCAGAGCUACUCCUGCAGUGUGAUAUCAGAGCCAAUCCACCAGUCUCAUCUGUGUCAUGGAGACUAAAUGGAAAAGAAGUGGAUCUAUUAGCAGCAGGCAUCAAGGUGACCACUGACGGCUUUGCAACCAAGCUAUCUGCAAACCGUGCGACUAAAAGCUUGCAUGAAGGCACAUAUCAGUGUUCAGUGAACUCUCCCAAGUACGGAGAACACACCAAGCUCUUCCAUGUCACAUUAACAGCAAAGACCAUAAAGUUCCCACUGUAUCCCAUGAUAACGGGGAUUGUGGUGUUGUGCCUUACUGGGAUUCUCGCCAUUGCUUCACGGUGGAAGAAAAUCAUAAAGUGUUGCAAGUAG